AGUUAUAUGAGUGGUAUUUUGUGUUAAGUGUCCAGCCUCCUCUUCAUCAUCUCCUACGCCCUUCCACCUUCUCUCAUUGUCCUCUCUUCUGUCUGUUGUUCUCUCUUCAUCCUCCCUUCCUUCUCUCUCUCUCUCUCAGGAUUGCUUCUGAUGAAGUCUCCGCAGUCGUAUCCCGGUCACAUCUAUUCCCUGCUGUGUCAAGAGCUCUCUGAGCUGGUAAAAACAUGCAACACAUCAAAGGUUUACACAAGAAUCCACAACACACCAAAGGUUCACACAUGAAUCCACACAACACACCAAAGGUUCACACAUGAAUCAAGUAGCCCAUAGUGAGAGCAGUGUGUCACAUGAGGAUGGUCACCAAGGAAGCUGUUUGAUAGGCUUAUCAUUUUUUGUUUUUUUUACUCAGGCCCAGGCCCAUUUCUUAUUUCUUUUUUACUUUUACUUCUUUGGGUGCAGAGCUGAUGAUCCCAUCAUCAUUUACUACAAUACUAUGUAUGUGACAAAUUGAAUAAUUUGAACUUGAACUUGAACCUUCAAAAGCCUUUGGCAAAAAAUACUUUUAAUGCCUUCCGAAUUUCCAAUAUGCGGACUCCAGUCCUCCCUUGCAUGCUUGAGACCUCGUGAUGGCGUCACUGACGACAGAAAAUAAAUUCAAUGUCUUGCAAAAGUGCACUUCUAAUGUCAUUUUCUCAUUUGCAAUCGGAUGGUGAAUGAAUAACAGUCCCCCAAAAGUUGUUGUGGCUAGGCUGACAGCGGAGGCAAGACGCGAUAACCUGGUUCUCACGAUGGUUAACGAAGAUGCACGAAGCACGAAGGGUCUGCGUGAGAGCCAGGGUAAAAACGCGAGGCCACACAAGCACAAGUGGAGGACGGGAGUCCGCAUAUUGGAAUACCAUUUUUACAUGGCGUCUGCUUGUUCCUACAGCAACCUGUUGAGAUAUCGCGAGAGAGAUAGCAACCAUCUGCCCGACAGCGGCAGCGAACGCGGUUUGUUCGACGACCUGACUAGUUGCAGUGUUGCACGUCUAGUAUCAACAGUUGUUAUGGGUUUGUGUUAAAUGACAGUGGUAUAUUCGAAAACUUUUCAUACUCCUAUAUCGUUUGGUAACACAAACUAAAUCAAUUCCAGAACGCCUCGAUUUCAAGUUUUCCGCCAUACAAGUCGGAACAACAAGCCUGCCUCGUCUAGAACUUCUACUCCAGCACCACCACUACUUUUUGCUUUCCGUCUCAUCUACACACCAAAAUGGACAUUGUUGUUGAAGCCCGAAGGCGAUGUGAAGUCGAGGAGGUUCAAUCCAAGGACAGCAUCUUUCAUUGCAGAUAUCUGCUGACCCACAUGAAAAUUAAACAUUUGAAAGAGUCGGUGGCACAAGUCAGUUCGGCUUCAGAUGAUGCCUUGCGGAAUGCACCAGAGUUGCCUCCAGAACUAGAACAGCUGGAGAAGCUUCUGCAGAAAGCUUUCAGGGCCCGAAGCACCGCAGCCACAAGUGGAGACGCUUCAACCACUACAGGAAAAGGCAGGACUCCUCUCUCAGCCAGUUGUAAACCCCAAAGCCGGUCUAGUACUAAGGAUAACGUUAACAAAAGACCCACGCCUACAGCAAAGGUGCAGGCUAGUGUGCGAGCCACCCAUGGCAUCACUGGGCAGCGAGGACAACCAGCCAGGGGAGCACAGGGGAGAGAGCCGAGUCAGCCGACCCAAAGAAUCGCCUCGAAGCCAGGGGGGACUCUACCUGUCAAUACAGGGGUAAUGACUAAGGCGUCACUUCACAAACCUUCCUCUAAGGACUUGACUACCAAGAGCAAGCAGGGUACUCAACGGAAAACCUCCUCCUCUGACGACUGUGAGCAGUGUGGAAGAGGGCAGUCUGAUGCUGACUCUCAGGACAUUCCUGAAGAGAUGUGGAUCUCAUAUCCACUCCUGCCUGCCUGGUCAGCUCUGCACUGCAAACAGAGAAGGUUGUGGGACCAGGCGUUGGCCAAAAGUGCACAAGUCGUCCCUGAGAAGGCGCACUUCACCCAGAUGCUACAGCGUACAUUUGCCACAGAGAUGCCACCUGAGCCCCCAGUUGAUUCCAGUGCCAGGCUGGACCGUCUGACUGAGCUCAGUAGGGCACUACAGCAGUGUCACUGCAAUGGGCUCAAGCUGAGCCAGUCUACUACUACUACUACUACUGACACACUAUCAGGAGGCUCGGGGCGACGGCAUGAAUCUUUGGCAAUGCUGCCUGGCCUGGAAGAGAGGAUGAAGGGCGUGUUGGUGUGCAUCCAACAACUCACUACUGCGUUUGAUGAGCAUUAUGGAUGGGAGCCUGGAGCGCUGUGUCCGGUGAGGAGGAGAGGAGCGUGGGGGAGCCCCGGGAGGCCCUGUCUACCCUCUACCGUGUGCUACUCCAGCCCUGCACAGCUCCAGGAGCUGGCCUACCUGAGGCUCAGGGUAGACCUACUGCACCAGGAGACACAGCUGCAGCAGGUUCUCCAGGAUCACCUGGGCGCUGGUCCCCCUCCCUCAUCUGCUGCCCAGCUCAGAGGACAGUACUCUCUCCUGGGGGAGGGAGGGUUAUACUUCCCCACGCUGGUCAUGGACACAGAACCAGAGUAAA
Engraulis encrasicolus (European anchovy) is the source of this 2609-nucleotide messenger RNA. RefSeq lists its product as uncharacterized. NCBI's taxonomy places the organism in Eukaryota, Metazoa, Chordata, Actinopteri, Clupeiformes, Engraulidae. The record is from RefSeq and is a predicted model, not a curated record. Bases 1250 to 2608 code for a protein of 452 amino acids. The transcript is spliced from 10 exons.